GUGAAAGUGAUGGUAAGGAUUUGUCCCUCUCAAGGAGCACAUGAAACAUCUGAAUCCAUGUCCUUCCUAAAGGUAGACCCACGAAAAAAGCAAAUCACGUUUUAUGAUCCAGCAGCAAGUGGGCCUUCCAAUGCAGGUCACAGAAGAGGCGUUGUUGCUGUCCCAAAGAUGUUUGCCUUUGAUGCAGUUUUCCCGCAGGAUGCUUCGCAGGCUGAGGUAUGCUCUGGAACAGUAGCAGAAGUAAUCCAGUCUGUUGUGAAUGGUGCAGAUGGUUGCAUAUUUUGCUUUGGUCAUGUCAAGCUUGGAAAAUCUUUUACCAUGAUUGGUAAAGAUAACUCCACGCAAAGCCUUGGUAUCAUCCCCUGUGCAAUUUCUUGGCUUUUCAAAUUAAUCAAUGAACGUAAAGAAAAAACUGGGACUCGUUUCUCUAUUAGAGUAUCUGCUGUGGAGAUCAGUGGCAAAGAUGAAAACCUGAAGGAUUUGUUAGCUGAAGUAGCCACUGGCAGCCUUCAGGAUGGCCAGUCUCCUGGGGUUUAUCUGAGAGAAGAUCCAAUAUGUGGAACUCAGCUUCAAAACCAAAGUGAGCUAAGGGCCCCAACAGCAGAGAAAGCUGCCUUUUUCCUUGAUGCUGCAAUUGCUGCCAGAAGUACCAGCAAACCUGAAUGUGAGGAAGAAGAGAGAAGGAAUUCACAUAUGCUCUUUACUCUUCACAUAUACCAGUAUCGCAUGGAGAAGAGUGGCAAAGGAGGAAUGUCUGGAGGACGCAGCCGUUUGCAUCUCAUUGAUCUAGGGAGCUGUGAAAAAGUGCUGAGCAAGAGCCGAGAUGGAGGAGGCUCUCUGUGUCUGUCUCUUUCUGCCCUGGGCAGUGUAAUUUUGGCCUUAAUUAAUGGUGCUAAGCAUGUACCGUAUAAGGACAACAAGUUGACAAUGUUGUUGAGGGAAUCACUUGGGAACAUCAAUUGCAGGACUACUAUGAUUGCACAUAUUUCUGACUCCCCAGUCAAUUAUGCAGAAACUCUCACCACCAUUCAGCUUGCAUCGCGGAUCCACCGAAUGAGAAAGAAGAAAUCCAAGUAUGCAUCCAGCUCAUCCGGAGGAGAGAGUUCAUGUGAAGAAGGACAUGUUCGCAGACCUCCCCAUUUGCGACCCUUCCACCCACGAACUGUUGCCCUCGACCCUGACCUUCCUGUCCUGAGUAUAUCUAGUGAUCCGGAUUAUUCCUCCAGCAGUGAACAGUCUUGUGAUACUGUCAUCUAUGUUGGUCCCAAUGGUGCAGCGUUGUCUGACAGGGAAUUGACAGAUAAUGAAGGUCCUCCAGAGUUUGUUCCCAUAAUCCCAUCCCUAAACAAGAAGAGAAGUAAAGACAAUUCUGCUAUUGGUAGGAGUUCUGAUAAGGACCAUUUUAAAUGCAACACUUUUGCUGAACUGCAAGAAAGGUUAGAGUGCAUUGAUGGAAGUGAGGAACCCAUCAAAUUCGCUUGUGGAGAAAUCUCUGUUGUAUCCAAUUGCAGUCCAGUCCCUGGAAGUACAGAAAAUACACAGUCUAAGCUGAUAAAGGAAAAAGUAUCUUCUCCUUCUGGCGGAUUUAAGAGACCAAUUCCACAAGAAACUGCAUCUCCCAAAAAAGGACAUAACCUUCCUUACCAGGCAGUUGCAGCAAGGGGUGACAAUGGCAAUUGUCAUGAAAAGAGCGCACCUCACUUGAAAACAGAGCUUUCCAAGCCACAGAGCAGAGCCGACCACAAAAUAAUAGACUCAAUAUCGGAAGUGGAGAGAGAGACAAUCACCGAUUCCCUGCAGUCUUCAAGGUGUAGCCCUUCAAGGAAUACAGAGCAGAAUAAAGCCACAGCUGAAUGUGUAAUUAAGGAAAAGUCCUUGUACAUGAAGAGACCCUUGCCAAGCCCAGCACCUCCACCUCCACAGCAGAAAGAGGACAUAGUGAGCUCCAAAGCUGAGAAUUUGGAGCUGGACAAUAGCAAUGCAGUUCGAACUCCUCCUGUGGGAAUGAGCAAGCAGAUGGGAAGCAAACCUGAGCAAAACCCUGUAGGAAGCACAUUCUUAGUUGGCAGCAAUGCCCAGAAUCAGUCAGGUGCAAUAGAGGUACACAGCUUCAGGUCAGCGUUCAGAGGGAAGUGUUUUGACCGGGAUAUACUAACCACCACAGUGACUUUGCAGCAGCCUGUUGAGCUGAAUGGAGAAGAUGAGCUUGUUUUCACUGUGGUGGAAGAACUGUCCAUUAGUGGGAUUAUGGAUAAUGGAAGACCAUCCAGUAUCAUUAGCUUUAACAGUGACUGCUCCCUUCAGGCCCUUGCAUCGGGUUCAAGGCCGGUCAGUAUAAUCAGUAGCAUAAAUGAUGAGUUUGAUGCUUAUACCUCACAGGAGACUUCUACUGGUGUAAAUAUUGAUAUUGUUGUGCCCUUUGCUAAGGAUCCUUUUACCAGCAGUAGACGUUCCUCCAUCAGUUCAUGGCUUAGUGAAGUCAGCAUCUGUACAAUUGAAAGUGAUGGAGCACAGUCUAGUGACAGUUUUGUUGCACAGUCAUCUUACAGUGGUAAUAAGUCCGAGGAACCCUUCAGCUUGGAUUCAUCUCAUUUAUCUGUCCCCCUGAAAAGUGCUCUGAACGACAGUGGAUUUUGCUUCUCUGAACUGGACAGUGAGAGCUUGAGUUCCAGCAAGCUGUCCUCAGGCAUUAUCAAAAGCCCUCAAACGUCUGAAACUACCAAAGUGUCUGAGAUAAGAAGUGCUUUUUGUGUCACUGAUCAGCCCAUAAAAAUAAAAUUUAGUAAUUCUCGCGAUAUGCCUGUGAUAGAAACAAUACAUUCUAGUCUUCCUAGGAAAACAAAAACUACCUCGUCUCCAAUCCACAAUAAUACUGUCCUCAGCUAUAAAGAGCUGCAGAAUCCACAUGGUGUAUUUGAAGAUCCUUGGCUGUUGCGCACUGAUUAUCAGUUGGAAGCAAAACCUGCAGACUCACUGCUGUCUCCAAAAUCUCAUGCAUUUGCUACUGAGAAGCAGCCAGGAAAAGCUGCCCAGUAUUUUGAUGCAGCAUCCAGGCCAACAAAGUCACAGACUAUGCUUGCUUGUUCGCAGAGGGUUGUGGAUGGUUGUGAAAUGGUCUGCAAAACCUCCAGUGGAGCUGCAAAGAAGUCAGAAGUUGUGAUGAAGAUGCCACUGCUGAAGAGAGGAGCCACCACACUGGGAGUGAUGCCAGUGUCGCAUGCUAACAGUACUUUGUUGGAGGCUGCGGCCCGGGGGAAUUCGGAUAUUCCCUUGACUACUGGCAGCUUGAAAUCAUCACUGGGAAAGAAGAGUGCACCACAGAAGUCAACCAUGUUGCCCAGGCCAGGUGGGCCAACACCUCCAACACCUCCUGUACGCAAAUCAAGCCUGGAGCAGAAACCUGUUGGUCUAGGUAAUGGUGGGGGAAAAGCCUCCAGCCUUGACUUUGCCAGAGCUGCCAUGCUGAAGGCUGAAGAUGAAGUAGAUUUGAGCAGCAAAAUGAACCUGAAGGGCGACCACUCUUUGCCCAAGAUGACAUCCAGCUUAAAGGCAAAGGGAUCAAAGAAUGAAUCUGUGCACCGUUACGGGAGCCACAUGUCCCUGGAGAGAUGCGACAGCCUGACAUCAGUCGGAUCCAAAGCAAGUGUUGUGAGGGAGAAUGGGAGCACCAGCAACAGCCGGGCAGGGCGCUCUGUCCCCAGACUGGGGGUCCCCCCUGUUGCCUCUGGUGUAGGUUUACCACCACCCUUCACUGCCCCUGUGUCUGGCAAAAACAGCCAGGGAAAACCCACAGCUAAUCAGAAGGUACAAGCAAGCGGGAAUAAAAACCGAGGCCUUUCUGCCAGUGGCUCAAAGUCUCUCAGUUCCUCUGUGAAGUCCCUGGCGCAGCCUGCAGGGAAAGGCUCUGGCAUGGCCCCCAGUGGGAAGGCAGCCCCCCGCUCUGUGCAGCCCGUCAGCAGCAAACCUGGCCGAGGGACCAUCAUGGGGACCAAGCAGGCCAUGAGGGCAGCCAACAGCCGCGUGAAUGAGCUAGUGUCAGGUGGCUCUGCCAAGGUGGGCCACUUCCGAGGCUCCACCGACUCUGACAGUGGCAAUGACAGCGGCAUUAACCUCAGUGAUGAGAAGUCCCAAAUCCCAGUGCUGCCAUCUCCAUACAGCAAGAUAACGGCACCCCGGCGGCCUCAGCGGUACAGCAGCGGGCAUGGCAGUGACAACAGCAGCGUCCUAAGCGGGGAGCUGCCACCAGCCAUGGGGAGGACAGCUCUGUUUUACCACAGUGGGGGCAGCAGUGGCUACGAGAGCAUGAUUCGGGACAGUGAGGCCACUGGCAGUGCCUCCUCAGCACAUGACUCCAUGAGUGAAAGCGGGAUGUCAUCACCAGGACGGAUGAGGAGCCUCAAGUCCCCCAAGAAACGAUCAACGGGUCUCCAGCGUCGUAGACUGAUUCCUGCUCCAUUGCCAGAUGCUGCCUCCCUAGGAAGAAAACCCAGUGUCACUGGCCAGUGGGUUGAUCUACCACCUUUGCCAGGCACUUUAAAAGAGCCAUUUGAAAUUAAAGUUUAUGAGAUUGAUGAUGUGGAACGAUUACAUCGACACAGACAAGACGAAACUGAGCCUUUCCAGGAUGUUGAGAAGGGUCUGAUGUAUUUCCAUACCAAACUGAAGAUACUAGAAAGGCGCCAGCAGCGAAUCAGAGAAGUAAAGGCAAAGCAUGAAUUUUUGAAGGAAGAGUUGGAAGAGACAAAGUGCAGGUUGAUGAUGGAUCCAAAUAAAUGGAAAGAUGACUUUGAAGUGGAUCCUGAUCUUGAUAAGGAGUCACAGGAGUAUCUGGAGGCACUGGAACAAGUGACAGAGGAACUGGAACAGUGUGUCAAUCUGUGCAAGUCACAUAUCAUGAUAGUGACGUGUUUCGAUAUUGGAGUAGCAGAUGCACAAGAUGGAGUAAGGGAAGUGGAGGUUUGAAGAGAGGUUUUGCAAGGGACUGAAGGAAGUGAAACUGAAUUGUCUGACAUGAAGAAGUAAAGAGAUAAAGUAGUUGGGAAGUGAAGGAAAAAAGGUGAAGACUUAAAAGCAACAAUGAAUGUUGUAAGAGAAAGAAACAGCUGAGGGGUGGGAAUGUUCAUAAAUCAUUUGGUGCCUCAAUGUGACCUGAACUGUACGAAGAUAAAAGUAGGAUCAAGUAUUUCUUCUUCCAGAGGGAAGUGAAGAAAUUUAGUACAAAACAAGAUCUAUGUUUCUAUGUUAAUUAACAAACAAACAAACAUACGAUGGAAGUGCCUUUAAAGUUAAUUUGAUUUUCAUUUUUGUAUUUGGUGCUAGAAUUAAAGCCAGCAAACCUAAGCAGAC
This is a messenger RNA of Nestor notabilis (Kea), 5346 nucleotides long. RefSeq names its product kinesin family member 26A (gene KIF26A). The transcript is spliced from 12 exons. Gene Ontology annotation, biological process: microtubule-based movement. The annotation marks the transcript as partial. The record is from RefSeq and is a predicted model, not a curated record. Gene Ontology annotation, molecular function: microtubule binding; microtubule motor activity; ATP binding. NCBI's taxonomy places the organism in Eukaryota, Metazoa, Chordata, Aves, Psittaciformes, Psittacidae.